Messenger RNA from Sphaerodactylus townsendi, 3887 nucleotides. RefSeq names its product dihydropyrimidinase like 4 (gene DPYSL4). Lineage: Eukaryota; Metazoa; Chordata; Lepidosauria; Squamata; Sphaerodactylidae. The transcript is spliced from 14 exons. The coding region runs from base 40 to 2079 and encodes 679 amino acids. Gene Ontology annotation, molecular function: hydrolase activity, acting on carbon-nitrogen (but not peptide) bonds, in cyclic amides. The record is from RefSeq and is a predicted model, not a curated record. Gene Ontology annotation, cellular component: cytosol; cytoplasm.
CAGUCCAAGGCAGGCAGGCGCCUUCCCUUCCGAGCAGCCAUGACCGACAGGAGGGAGAGGCAGCCGGACAAGAGAGACGAGGAACUGCCCGCUUACUUUGCCUCCCUGGGCACCGGGAGCCCCCAGCCCCGGCAGAAAUACGGCGGCAUGUUUUGCAACGUGGAGGGGGCCUUUGAGAAUAAAACUCUGGACUUCGAGUCUCUCCGAGGAGGGAAGGGAGACAGCCAGCCGUCCAGCCGCGCAACUCUCAGCCGGCGCUCCAGCGACUCCGAGGGGAAGAGCGAAGCCAGCAGCGGGAGCCGGAGCACCCCCAUCCUCACGCCCGCGGGGUCCCCGGCUUUCCCCCCUAUACUUGGAGCAACAGCGGAGGACCUACCCAAUGGCUGCCAUCAGAGUGAUCGGCUGCUCAUCAAAGGAGGGAAGAUUGUAAACGAUGACCAGUCGUUUUAUGCAGAUAUCUAUGUGGAAGAUGGCUUGAUUAAACAAAUUGGGGAAAAUCUGAUUGUUCCUGGAGGUAUAAAAACAAUGGAUGCCUAUGGCCAGCUAGUUAUGCCUGGCGGAAUAGAUGUACACACUAGAUUACAGAUGCCUGUGAUGGGAAUGACCUCUGCUGAUGACUUCUAUCAAGGGACAAAAGCUGCUCUGGCAGGAGGAACCACCAUGAUACUUGACCAUGUGUUCCCUGAAUCUGGAGCAAACCUCUUGACUGCCUAUGAUCAAUGGAGAGAGUGUGCUGACAGUAAAGCCUGCUGUGAUUAUUCUCUGCAUAUUGAUAUCACCCGCUGGCAUGAGAGCAUAAAAGAAGAGCUGGAGGCUCUUGUUAAAGACAAAGGUGUGAACUCCUUUCUUGUUUUCAUGGCAUAUAAAGACAAACUCCAGUGCACUGAUGCUCAGAUGUAUGAGAUAUUCAGCAUCAUUCGAGAUCUAGGUGCCAUUGCGCAAGUGCAUGCUGAAAAUGGAGACAUCGUUGAUGAGGAGCAAAAAAGACUAUUGGAUCUUGGAAUUACUGGCCCAGAGGGUCAUGUGCUGAGUCAUCCAGAAGAGGUUGAAACGGAGGCAGUGUACCGUGCUAUCACAAUAGCAAAGCAAGCCAAUUGCCCUUUAUAUGUCACAAAAGUCAUGAGCAAAGGGGCUGCUGACGUCAUUGCACAAGCCAAGCGGAAAGGGACAGUUGUAUAUGGAGAGCCAAUCACAGCCAGCCUGGGUACUGAUGGCUCACAUUACUGGAGUAAGAAUUGGGCAAAAGCUGCAGCUUUCGUUACAUCUCCUCCCAUUAGCCCAGACCCCAUGACCCCUGAUUAUCUGACUUCACUGCUAUCAUGUGGGGACCUCCAAGUGGUAGGGAGUUCUCACUGCACCUUCACCACAGCACAGAAGGCAGUGGGAAAGGAUAAUUUCACCCUCAUCCCAGAAGGAACAAAUGGCACUGAAGAGAGAAUGUCCAUCAUAUGGGAAAAAUGUGUGGCAACAGGAAAGAUGGACGAAAAUGAAUUUGUAGCUGUGACCAGUACGAAUGCAGCAAAGAUUUUCAACUUUUACCCCAGGAAAGGACGGAUUGCUGUUGGUUCUGAUGCUGAUUUGAUUAUUUGGAAUCCAAAAGCUACAAAGAUCAUUUCUGCAAAAACUCAUAACUUGAAUGUGGAGUACAAUAUAUUUGAAGGAACAGAAUGUCACGGUGUCCCUACUGUGGUUAUAAGCCAAGGAAAGGUUGUGUUGGAAGAUGGAAAUCUGUUUGUCAGCCAAGGUGUUGGCCGUUUCAUUCCUCGAAAGACAUUCCCUGAUUUUGUCUACAAAAGAAUAAAAGCGAGAAACAGGCUUGCAGAAAUCCAUGGUGUUCCUCGUGGGCUUUAUGACGGACCGGUUCACGAUGUCAUUGUAACAGCUAAAGCUGUGGCUCCAGCUCCUACCUCAAGAAUAGCUCCUUGUUCAGGCAAGAUAACAGUUCCUCCGAUGCGUAACCUACAUCAGUCAGGCUUCAGCUUGUCUGGAUCUCAAGCAGAUGACCACAUUGCAAGGCGCACGGCACAGAAAAUCAUUGCACCCCCAGGUGGACGUUCCAAUAUUACAUCUCUGUCUUAAUGUUUCAAAACCGAAUAGUCUUUCCACAUAACACUAAAGCUAACUCUGUGGGUGUGGUUCAGCCAUACUUCAACAGUUAAGUCCCACUGGUUUCCAUGGGAGAGUUAAGCAUAUGCUUAAAUCUUUGGCCAUAUUUUCCAGUGGGGCUUAAAGGUGCUUAACUGUGGCUGGUUUUGCUCCCUGGGUACCACUGGAGAGCUGCAUUUACGUUACUUUUAAAUGACAGAUGUUGUAUUCUUAAAUAUCCUGCCUUGUUACACUACCCAAGAUCGUCUUGCUUUGUAAACUACAAUUAGCAAAAGAAAGGAGAACUUUUACAUAAUAUUAUGGAUAUUUUACACUGCCAGAUUAAAGGGCUGGGAUGGAAGUGUACAACACCAGAAUAGGAAAAUAAUUUGCCUUCUUACUCAGGAUAAAAUUUCCCACCCCUUCUCCUCUGUAGAAAAUAAGUACAUCCUUCCCCAGUGUAUAGAUCUCCUUAAAUACUAUAGGUAAAUCCUCCAAUUUUUAGCAAAUUUUCAGAGACAAGCAUGCAAAGGUGUGAAAUUCUAGUAUUUUUAAAUUGCAUUCAGAACGGCUAGCUAUGUAUUACAACAACAGCAUAACUGAAUAUAGAUUUGGGAUUCGUGUCCAUCAGUAUGAUAAUGAGGAAUACUGGGGAAUAAACCCGUGUCUUUUUAAACAUAUAUUCUAGGCUUUUCUUUUUACUAAAAUUAAUCCAACACUGAACACUGUUCUCCCAUCUGCCAGCAUAAUAGUAGCUUUUAUUUAGUGUCCUUCACCAUGGUGUUCUCUAAAAAACUGAAUAAACCAUGGUUGGGGGUUAAUUACAAGCUGGGAUAUGAAAGCAGCUUUUGGAAAGGAUUUUUCAAAUGAUGGUAUGAGGUAGUCAUGGUUCAAGUGAUCCAUUUGCGCUAGACAGACCUUGGUUGAGACAGUCAUCUCUUCAGACUCUGCUUGCAAGAUGACAAGAGAUCUCACUGUUAGGGGCAGGACUUAACUCAGCAAGCUGAGCUACUUUUUCACUCUACAUUUGAGAUCUUAACCAGAUUUAUGGCAGCAAAUCAUGGUUCACAAUAAUCAUGCUGAAGCUUUUAGUCUGCGCCCGCUGCCAACAUCUUCCUUUGCUUCUAGUGCUCAUACAUAUAGAUCCCUAUUUGAGACUCAUGCUCUAAAUCUGAGAGUUGCAGUUUACCAGUAAUGAUAUUCUAAGCCACCAGUGGCUUAUGCCAGACUUUGAUUAUGUCUGUAAGAUCUCACUGUUAAAUCCUUGAACAUGUUUAGGAACCAUUCUCAUGCAAUAUCAUUGUGGCAGCAUGGAUAUAACAAAUACAAAGUGUUGUCUAAAUGUUCAUGGAAUUAGAUGUCAUAGUGUCGCUUUAGAGCGGGUAUAAAAACACAUCUAGACUUGGGGGGAUAGCUGAAUUUCUGAAACCUGACACAAUUGUGGAAGUGCCAGUGUGUUUUUAGUCUUUUUAUUAGUCUUGGAUUUUUAAAAGCGAUUAUUUAUACAGGUUUUUUUUCCAGUUACCAAGUGUAAGCCUUCUUAUAAACCAGGCAGUGGGUUCAUUUGGAGGCUGUUUUCAUACAGUGAACUUUUUACAAAGUGUAUAACAGGUUUAUUAUAUUUAAAGCUAUGUACAGCAAAAGUGAUCUUAUAUAUUCCAUAUCAUUUCCAUAAAACUAUGCAUGUGACUGACUAUACAAAAUAACUCUUUUUUUGUUCUUGUUGCUUUGGUUUUUUUUCCCCCCUUUUCAUUACUUACAUUCAAUAAAGUUUUUCGGAAAUUGGUUAAAUGAUAAAGCCA